This is a messenger RNA of Eurytemora carolleeae, 4392 nucleotides long. RefSeq lists its product as uncharacterized. The coding region runs from base 17 to 3718 and encodes 1233 amino acids. The record is from RefSeq and is a predicted model, not a curated record. The transcript is spliced from 23 exons. Lineage: Eukaryota; Metazoa; Arthropoda; Copepoda; Calanoida; Temoridae.
UUUCAGAUAUUUUAUUAUGUCCGGGCACCAGAAUAGGAGUACAGGGACUAGACCUAAAACUCAAAGGAGUCAAAACCAAGGAGGAGAUAGAGCGGAACGGGAGGAAGAGAAUGGAAAUUUACGAGAUAUUUCAACACUAUUCAGGGAUUAUGAGAGAAGGAAGAACAGUUUAUCUGUUCUCCAAAACCAACUGCAACAGCAGGACGCAACAUCAACAAAUUCUGGUGGAUUACAACGAAUCCGUCCCCCGGAUUUUUCCUUAAUGCAACCGUCCGAAACACAAGGAAAUGUUUAUAAACAGAACGGAGUAAAGAACCUUGGACACAGGAAUAGAACCAGGGGAGGAAGGAAUAGAGGUUCUGAUUCUCUCAGUCAAGAUAAUAUAUCAAUACAGGAAGAAUUGGAACAAAGACAUGGCGUUGAGUUGGGAACGAUUAACUCGGAGCAACGGAGCCACAAUAAAGGGAAGGAAGAACUUGAGUAUCUCCGGAGCAGGGUUCGUGAGCUCCAGGAUCUAGUCCUGAGAUAUGAUGAAGCUGAACCUAAAAACUCCAAUACAUCAGAUAUUUCUCCAGCAAGGAGCUCACGUGAUCAUUCUCUCCGAGAGACCUCCUCCCGUGGGUCAGAUCUAGCUCCGGGUCAGGAUGUACACCAGCAUGGGUUUGAGAGACUAGAGAACUUGGAUUCUGAGCAGCAUGAGUCUGAACCUGAUCUAGUAGAGAGAAACCUUGCACUACUCACCGCUCAAUAUGAGAAAUCCCAGGGCGAGGAAAUGUCGUCCUACCCCCCUGCCAUGAGCAUUCUUAACCACUGGAAAGGACAAGAUCCAGUACGCUCGUCCUUUCAGCGGACCUCUUCCAACCACAGCAGGACGAACAUCUUGUCCAGAAGGGACGAGAACGAAGGACGACGGAAUGAGGAUGUUCUCGAGAAAGAACUCCGAGAUCGGAGGGAUCAGCUGGAGGAAUUGAUCAAGAAGACCGCAAACAGUGGAAAUGUGAACGAGACAAACCGAACCCUGAACAAGAACGAUUUUCCUCGGAACUCCAGAGAUUCCAGCACAGGGUUAAGGAGUAAAGAAGUAAACACUCGACCCUUCUCAGUUCAUAUUCCUACUCACCAUCCUCAUCCUCCUCAUCCACCUCUUGCUUCUCAUCCUCCUCAUCCUCCAGUUAGAAACUCAAGUUCUAGGGAUCCUAGAAGGCUGAAUAAUUCUCAGAGAAUUCCAGAUCUUGGUUAUAUUUCUAUUCUCCAGGAUGAGGUUCGUAAACUUACGGAUGAGUUGGAUCGAUUAUCUCUUGCUUCAACUCAACAUAGUAAUCAGACUAACUCAGCAACCACUCAAUAUAGAGAUAAUAACUCAGGUGACGGUAGUGUACUGGGUAUACCAUUGGAACUCCAGGUUCAUCAGCUUACCCUCUCCCUCAACCAGGUUUAUCAGGUUCUCUGGUCUCUACAGAGAGAGGUUGGAACACUAGCUCAAACAGUUGGAACCCUUCAAGCUAGAGCAGGGAACGUGAAUUGGAGGAACUCAGAUCUUACUCCUUCUGAUGUUUGGAACACAGGAUAUGCUUUUAGGACUGAAAACAGUGGUUGGAUAGGAAACCAUAUUGGAGAAAGGUUCUCGGGAACCUGGAACGGUGAAGGCCCGUCCUGGAGCCAGGACGGAAACAUGGAACAGUUUUCUCCGUUUCCGUCCAGGGAGUUGUGGAACAGUUUACAAAACUCACCGGGGUUCAAUAAUAUUGGACCUCUACAUGAGCCAAGGAAUUUAAAUCUUUUGCGUGACCGAAAUCAGUCGAAUUUAUCAGAUCCAGACUCCGGCGUUUCUUCAAACGCUUUGAACAACCAAGUUAGUCCUGGAAUACGCGCAAAUAAUUAUUACGACAACUUCCGGUCAUUCUCGCGACAAAACCGGUUUAGUGCACCGCCAUUGGCGUCCACUAGUCGGCCAGUUCGAGCGGCAGAAUCGCUGCCAGCCAACAACACAACAGCUGGGUAUAACAGGACCAGGAAGAAGUAUAAGAUCAAUCGGGAGCAGAACAGGGAUCAGAACUCCACGCGGAAGCGUCAGCAAAGUAACCAGGAUAACGCAGUAGGAGCAGCAUUCAUCAGGAAUGAAGGAGUGAAUGUAUACAACCCUCCUGAAGAUGAAGUAAACAUUGAACAAGAGCAUUCAAGUAUAGACAAUAUUGCUAAAAAUAUAUAUACACAGAUUCACUCCAUUAUCUCCCGGAAUGAUACUGCUCCUGAAUUCCUGGCGAAUCUACUGGACGAACUUACUCUCAUCUCUUCUCAGGAGAACCUUAAUUUAUCACCACUUAGGAAUGAGUCUCGAGUUAGUGUGCAGAGAAGAGAAUAUAGAUCUGGAAACCUGAACCUGGAUAUUAGAGAAACAUCUUCAGAGAGUAGUGAAGAUGGAACUGAAAGACCUUUGCCUAGGCAAAGUCGGAGCAAGGUUGCUGCUAAAAGAUUAUCUUCACAUGCUCCGCUCCAGGCUGUAGAAAUUGAUUCUAGUGAUACUGGUCUCAACAAUAUCUCUUCUAUACAAAACCAGAUUCUAACCAACCAACCAAACCACCAAUCCCCGGCUUAUCCAAACCGUAUAACUUCUCCCAAUCCAAACCAUUUAUCUCCAACCCAAACUAGCGAACAAUCUCCCUCCCAUCAGAAUUUACCAACUUCAUCGACAUUUUCUAACGCGGAAUUCCCUUCCAGAAGGAGUAGUCAUAACAGACCCAACGAGAACAAUUUAUUCUCACCCCUGACAAACCAAUCUUCUCCAAACUAUACUGACGCUGCCUCUGCCCUGAACCCGGGAGCUUCUUCUCUGAACCCUGGAGGUGCUCCUGAUAGGUCCAGUUUUCUACCCCCCUUGCUCCCACUCCCAUACUUUGGGUCCCAUCAGUCUAGUUGGAGUAGUAACAACUCCCAGCAGAACUACGCUGUACCGAAGAACCAGCAGAAGAAUCUCAUGUCAAAGGAACGGGAUUCAAGACGGAUUCAAGGCGCCCAGGAAAGAGGACUGCCCCGGAAUAUGCAGAGUUCUGAGGUUCCCCCGGAUCAGGACGGAUUCAUUAAUAUCCAACUCCAGCUUCCUAUGUCUUAUAGCAGAGAAUCAAACCAGGCCGACAUUGGGGAAGAAAGUGAUCCUCCCACCGGAGGAGCCGGGCAGGCGAGUAUAUCCGACCUUACGGAGGCAGAGCUGGCGGAGGCGGAUCAGGACAGAUCUCAAGGCGAGGAUAUAUCUCAACCUUCUAUGGAGAUACCUCAUCAUUCUCUAGAGGUGUCACAUCAUUUCAGAGAACAGAAUCAUCCAGUACAUUCAGAACAAUCCCAAUCCAUUAGAGAUCAUUCCCAACCUUCGAGAGAGCAAUCUCAACCUUCAAGAGAGCAAUCUCAACCUUCGAGAGAGCAAUCUCAACCUUCGAGAGAGCAAUCUCAACCUUCGAGAGAAGCUAACCAACAGUCUCGAAACCAAAACCAAGCUUCAAGAGACUCAUCAUUUCCAACAAGGGAUGGUGAGGUUGGUGGGAUACGAAUUCCAUGUCAGAUUGGACUAGACAGAGUUCCAAUCAGAUUACCAUCUUCUCAUGAUUUGGAGGCUAGACGACAGCUAGAGGAUGAGGCUGUUGCCUCUUUAGUUGAGGAGGUUCUUGCCUCAUCACCGGAACUAGCCAAUUCGGUGGCUGCUGAUUAUCUGCCGGAUCUGUCUUGAGAUAAUUUCUCGUCGGCAGCUGAUUUUUCGCCGGAUCUGUCUUGAGGCAUUUACUGAACGGCAUCUGAUUAUCCGCCGGAUUUUCCUUGACGCAUUUACUAGCCCAUUCGGCGGCAGCUGAUUAUCUUCUGGAUCUGCCUCAAGGCAGUCGUUAGCCAAUUCGGAGGCAGCUUAUUAUAUGCCUUGGGGCAUUUACUAGAGCCAAUUCGGCGGCGGCUGAUUAUCCGCUGGAUCUGCUUUGGAGCAUUUACUAGCCAAUUCGGCGGCAGCUGAUAAUCGGCUGGAUCUGCCUUGAGGCAAUUACCGCGCCUCUUGCUUGCUCGAUUAUUAAUUAGUUUAAGGACGACAUUUCAGAGACUACUUAAACAGUUUCUAUAGUCUUAUCGCUUAUUUUGAAGGUUUCAUGUACUAGUGCUUUUAAAAAAUACUUUCUAAUCGUUAUAAUUAAUAUAAUUAAUCAGUUUAAUUUCGGCAUUAAAAUCACAUACAUUGUGUCAGCCCUGUAAUAAUACUCCGCCUGGUUACCCAGAUCUGUAAAAUCUGUACUUUCUAAAGAUACCGUUCAACAAUUAUUUCCAAAAAAAAUAUUGGAUUUAUUUUGAAGAAGAAAUUAAAUAUGUAAUUCUUAUAUAAUUGAUUUCCUCACUACAAUAAAUCAUUAAAAUUGUUAUAAA